Molecule: messenger RNA, 2397 nt
Organism: Solea senegalensis (Senegalese sole)
Lineage: Eukaryota; Metazoa; Chordata; Actinopteri; Pleuronectiformes; Soleidae
Gene: zpld1a
Product: zona pellucida-like domain containing 1a
Exons: 11
Coding region: 334-1575 (413 amino acids)
Cellular component (GO): cell surface
Source: RefSeq, a predicted model, not a curated record
GCGUCAAACCAUUUGUGAGCAGUGACAGAGGCAGAUUGGGCCGAAAGGAUAUGAGUGGGAAACUUCAAAACCUGCUCAUGUUUCUGCGACCGUGAAAGGAUUUGUAUAACACAUUCAGAUUUGAUGGACUUUCCCAUGUUCGCCCCGGACAGCCCUUUUUUGUUGACAUGUUCAAAUAAUGAAUCUCUUAUGUGUGGGAUCCCUUUUUCCCCCCCUGCCCCUGAGUCCUGUUUCUAGUUGUCCGGCAGGGAUGCUGUGUGGACCACUCCGUCGUCUGGCCCAAGCUUAUGGAGAACCGCUGACUUGCUGGCUUCCAGGAACCAGGGUGCUGAAAUGGAUCAUAUACAUUUGAUUCUUUUACUGUUUAGUAAGGCCUUAUCAGCUGGAGCUCAAUUUAAUGGAUUCAACUGUGACGGCAACUUUCACAACCGCUUACCAGCGGAGAGAGACAUCAGCGUGUACUGUGGGGUUCAGACCAUCACCCUCAAAAUCAACUUCUGUCCGGUCCUCUUCUCCGGCUACUCGGACACCGACCUGGCCCUCAACGGUCGCCAUGGAGACGCCCACUGCCGCGGAUUCAUCAAUAACAACACCUUCCCCACUGUUGUAAUCUUCAGCAUCAGCCUGGCGUCGCUGGAGUCCUGCGGUAAUUCCCUGGUGGUCUCCACAGCUCAUGGACCCAAUGCUUAUGGGAACAUGUCCCUGGUGCAGAUUGGUAACAUAUCUGGGUACAUCGACACGCCGGAUCCCCCCACCAUCAUCAGUUACCUGCCAGGCCUGCAGUACAAGUUCAGCUGCAGCUACCCACUGGAAUACCUGGUCAACAACACACAGCUGGCCACGUCAGCAGCUGCAAUCACAGUGAAGGAGAGCAAUGGUACCUUCAUCAGCACGCUAAAUCUCCUGCUGUACAAUGACUCGUCGUAUGGGCAGCAGCUGGCCAUUCCCAUGGCGGGCCUGACCCUGAAGACACGCGUGUACGUGGCUGUGAAAGCCUCCAAUCUGGACAAGAGAUGGAACGUUCUAAUGGAGUACUGCUACACCACGCCCUCCGGAAACCCUAAUGAUGACAUGCGCUAUGAUCUCUUCGUUAGCUGCAACAAAGACCCUCAGACCACCAUCUUUGAGAACGGGAAGAGCCAAAUGGGCCGCUUUGCCUUUGAAGUAUUCCGCUUUGUGAAGCACAAGAACCAGAAGAUGUCCACGGUGUUCCUGCACUGCGUCACCAAGCUGUGCCGAUCGGACGACUGUCCGCUGCUCAUGCCAAUCUGUGGCAGCAGGAAAAAGAGAGACGUCUCAGAGGGGAAAGAGUCAAGCGCGGCAUCUGGAAACGCUGUCCUGACCGCUGGGCCCAUCAUCACUCGCUUUGACGAAACGCCAACCAACAACUCUCAGCUCGGCCUGCUGAAAGCUCCAGAGUUUCAGAUAAACACGGUGACCGGCGCCCUCAUCUCAGGAGUGAUCAUCUUGGGUGUCAUGAGCGUCUGCUUCUUCAUCUUCUCACUCACCCUCCUCAAAGGCAAAAGCCCCGUGAUCAGCACCUCGUCUGGAGCUCGCAACCCAGCCUUCAGCUGAACACCCCGAACCCGACUCACGCAUGUGACGCGUGCAUGUAGUCGUUUUUUACAAGAUAAAUGUGUAAUGUUUGAUCUGUAUAUGUAGUGUAGAAGUAAAGCAGGACUUUUCGUAUGAUAUUUGUGAUCAACCUGCGGGUGAUCGCCUGUCGUGCAGCUUUAACCCACAUAGUGGGUGCACUUAACUUAACUUAAAUCAAUACCUCAGCUGUAUGUUUUUCAGUUGCAGGUAAAGGAUCAGUUACACGGCUCACAGUAUAUUUGUGUAUAAUUUGCUGGUGAGAGAAUUGAGAGAAUUAGUAAACGGGGAAAAGGGUGCUGUCUGAGACUGACUGAAGUGAGCAAACAGAGAGCCUCAGGGUCGACUGCUUCUGCUUUCACCGCUGAAUAAAUAAUCUAGUAUAUUGAUAUAAUAAUAAUAAUAAUAAUAAUAGCAUCAUUGAGAUUUUAAUUUAUUAACAUUGUUAAGUUGUGAAGGGUGUGUUUGUACUCGGCAUGUACUUGUGUGUGUAUCAUCUACCUGAGAUUUGUUCUAAAGGCCUUUGCACAUUAACAGCAACGCAAAUAAAUGGCACCGAUUCUUGGAACAUUUUUCAAUGUCACUGUUCACAUGACAUGUUCACUUUUUUUUAGAAGAAGAAGAAUUUUAGUUCACUUGAUUCACAUUGUGCUGGACAUACUUUCUGAUAUCUGUCUGGACAGUUUGAAGUAAAGAAAAUAUUAUUAAUGUCUGAAUAAAUCUCAUUCAUAAACUGGUGUUUCACUAACCUUUCCUUUGAAUGUGGUAGUGUGAAAUUAAAGAUACAAUAUGCAUUUAUACAGA